CUAAGAUUUCUGUUAAGCAUUUUAAGUAUAAAGUAAGGGCACUCGUUAAAAUUCAGAACUUGAUAGAUCAAAAAGUUUAGAUUAUGCGUAUGUUGGAUUCUUUAAUGGUUGGUAGAUAUCUUAAACUUAUAUGCCGUAUUGUUGCAAGCACAAAUUGAAAUUUAUAAAAAUGUGUACAGGAUUAGCUACCUAUCUAUGGAACUAAUCAUAUGACAUUAAGCUUUGAAUUUUCUAAACAAUAAAAUAGCGUUAUAUUUUUGGAUCUUAUGAUAAGUUCUCCAAUAGUAGGUAUUUACAAAAGUAAAGAGUAGGUACUUAGUGAAAAAUCUGAGAAAAUAUGAACUAUAAAAAGUGUCUGUGCCCCGUGUAGUCUUGUAUUAAGUUAGAUUAACAUUUUCUGUAUCUACCUACCUAACCUGUAGAGGUACAUCAGAAAUGAAAUAUUCCUUGGAUUUCUUGAGUAGAUAGAUACCAUAACCUAUAUUCUUAAGUUAAGUAAGUGGGCAACUAAUUGCAAUAAAUUAUUGGUUUAAAAUUUAAAUAAAGAAAAAAUGUUAUUUAUAUACCUAUAUAUCUUCCUAACUAUGUUUUAUUCAUGAAUAUAACUACCUACCUACUACUUUAUAUCUUUAUUUAAUCUGUCAAAAAUCUAUAAAAUAAAUUAUUUGAUUGUAUAAUAUAGUAUAUACUAUAGUCUACCAUACUUUAUGUUUAGUGUUUACUACAAUCUGUAAUAUCAUAUAUGGUAUAUAGCAUAUUACAUAUUAUAAUAGGUUAUGGAGGGGUUAAAGGUAAAAAUACAAACUUAAAUUUAGAUUGUUAAUGGUCUGCCCACAUCAAACCCACACAUGCCUCAUUUGCUAUUGCCUCUUAUGACUUAUUGCACAUAAACAUAAUAUAUAAUGUAGACAUGUAGGUAGUUAAUAUUUUUUUUUAGUGAAUCCUGCUGUAUACUUGGGCAUAUCUGGCUAUGUUAAUAAAAAAAUUGUUGAAAAACAACACAGUUUUUUAGUAGGUAUCACAAUAAUUUUAUUUGAUUUUGAACACAUUUUUCAUGGAUCAAGAAGAAGAAAUAUCUCAAACAUCAACAUGCGAUGUUGCAGCGUCCAAGAGUCACUUGUUGGGUAAUGAACACCAUCAAAAGAAUCAAAAAUCCGUAAUUGUCGACAGACGUGUGAUCAAACAUUAUGGCCGCAGGAUGAAAUUGAACUGCAGACAUGGGUAUAAUAUUUUAAUACUUCAAAAUGGAAAAGUAUCCAGUUCUGAUGAUGAUACAGACAGCCAUUGUAUAAUGGAAUUCACAUCAAUGUCUCCUGGUCAUGUUCGUAUUAGAGGAGUCGAAGCCAAUUUGUUUUUGGCUAUGAACAAAGAUGGACUUCUUUAUGGAGAAGCUGAUCCUAAAAAUAAUUCAACAAUUUUCAUCGAACAACCAGAAGGUCCUUACAGCGCAUACCUAUCUUUGAAAUAUCAAAAAAAAAAAUGGUAUGUGGCUAUAAAAAAAAAUGGCAAAAUAAAAUUAGGUCCAACAACUAAAAGAGGACAACAUGCUACACAUUUUUUAACAAUUGUUGUAUAAGUAAUAUUCAUAAUACAUUCUUCAAUUUUUUUUAAAUACAAUUAUAAUAUUAUAGAAUAAAAUAUACCAAUAGGUACCUAUAUAUUAUAAUAUACCUAUUGGCUAUUUAUUAUAUUUUAUAGAACAUUUAUAUAUAAAUACUAUAUGAUACUGUAGUAAACUUUAAGUCAAGUUUUUUUUUGAAAUUCAUAAUAUUUAUUUUUAAGUAAAAUUUUAUUUUAUAUAGCACACAAUACAGGUAAAACAUUAUUUUAUAUAUUUAUAAUAUGAAAACAGUAUUAAACAAUAAUAGUUAUUUAUUGUGAAGAAGUCUAAGCACUUUAAAGCCAAUGCAAUAUAUGCUAAGCUAGUGUUAUAAUGUUACUACUUUAAGUAUUAUUAAACUAGUCAGUAUAUUUACUUUGUGUUGAAAGAUUCCUCAUUAA
Molecule: messenger RNA, 2001 nt
Organism: Metopolophium dirhodum (rose-grain aphid)
Lineage: Eukaryota; Metazoa; Arthropoda; Insecta; Hemiptera; Aphididae
Product: fibroblast growth factor 1-like
Exons: 3
Coding region: 1055-1576 (173 amino acids)
Biological process (GO): positive regulation of protein phosphorylation; positive regulation of gene expression; animal organ morphogenesis
Cellular component (GO): cytoplasm
Molecular function (GO): fibroblast growth factor receptor binding; growth factor activity
Source: RefSeq, a predicted model, not a curated record